Molecule: messenger RNA, 2376 nt
Organism: Tarenaya hassleriana
Lineage: Eukaryota; Viridiplantae; Streptophyta; Magnoliopsida; Brassicales; Cleomaceae
Product: telomere repeat-binding protein 5-like
Exons: 11
Coding region: 337-2184 (615 amino acids)
Source: RefSeq, a predicted model, not a curated record
CAGGGGUUUAAGCCAGCGUUACGUUUGGUGGUUUUCAGAGAGGUUUUACGGUCAUCGGGUAAUUUCUCUGAAAAAAGCAAGGUUUUUUCCUGUGGAUAUUAUGGGGUCAGGCGAAGAAUGAUAUGAGAUCUUUCCCCGUUCGGUGGUUCGAUAGAGAAUUCUGUUGAUUCUUCGUGUUUAUCCGAUCUUGCAUUGUCCGGAGAACUCGCCGGAGAUCCUGUCUGUCUUGUCCGAAACUUUUGAGCCCUUGAACCGGGUUCUUGUUUGGAACAGCUUGAUGUAUGAAUACCCGAGAAAGGCUUUGUAUUCGUGAUCAUAUGAAAUGGUAUCUGAACCAUGGUGCUGCAGAACAGGCUAGACUAUGGGUUCGGUGGGUAUGUGGUUCCGGCCACACCUCGAGCCGCAAGAUCAGCUAGAAGGAGUGCUUUCAAGAAGAAAGGCUUCGACCAAGAGAUAUCUCGGUUCGACUUGUUGGCUGCUGUAGCUGGAAAUCUUCUGCUCGAGGGUGGAAUCUCUUCCUCCUCGAGCAACAAUGCCUUUGAUAAUGGAGAUAGAUGUGCAGUUACACAGAGCCAAACAGUGAGGGAAGAAGCUCGUGUCGGUGAUGAUGCUCACCCGAGAUUCUCUGUCUCCGAGAUCCUUCCGGAAUCUCAUAAAAUACAAGGCUUUAACAGAUCCCUGAAUCCUCCCAAAGAUCCCUGUCUCGGGUCUACCUCUGUUAUUACAUCCUCUGAUUCCUCGGAGAGGUUUGGUGCUCGAGAUGUGACGUAUGGAAUCAAGAUCCAAACUGUAAGUCCAGAUGGUGGAUAUGGGAUCAGGUCGGAGAAUAAUGAGAAUGAAUCAGUGGUCAGAUGCCUGAACAAAAAAGUGAAGUCGUUAGGGGAUGAUGCGGUACCAAAGAAUGAGCAUCCUCGUAUACCGGCUUAUGGGGAUUCAAUUCCUCAAAAUCCUUUGCUUGUAGAUCAAGAUGACGUAGAUUUAGUUAAUAGGGAAAAUGAUGAUGAUGACGAAAACUCAGCUCGGGUUCAUGUCAGUGGCGCGAUGAAAUCGUUUAGGUCAACAAUCCGUGUUGGAGAUAGAAGAAUAAGGAAAGUAUUGGCCUCAAAGUAUUGUACAAUCUCCCCAAAACCAACGGACACAACACUAACUAAUUCAAAUGUGGAUUUGAAGCCCGGAUACUGCGGCAAGAGAAAUUAUUUCAGGAGCCUAAGAUCGGAGAGGAACUAUCCGAUCAAGAAGAGAAGGUAUUUUGAAUGUUUUAAAUCACCAAAGUCGGAAGCAACAGUCAAGAAGGAAAAUCAUUGUGAUUCUCCUCACAAGCGCACCGCCGGUGAUAACAAUAGAAAAAAUACUCCUUCAGCCUUUUCAAUGUCCACAUCUGGUCAGAAACCGAUAAUCCAGUCAAGAGAUUCUCACGUGAGGCUCAGAAUCAAAUCCUUUAGAGUGCCUGAACUUUUCAUUGAAAUCCCAGAGACUGCCACCGUUGGUUCGCUAAAGGGGAUGGUCUCGGAGGCCGUGAACGCUAUUCUUGGCGGCGGGAGAGUUAGAGAUGACAAUAAAAUGCUUCUUCAGACCGGAGUCUCUCUAGACAGUCUUUCAGAUGCUUUAGGGUUUUGUCUUGAGCCUAACCCUUCCCGAUCCGCUAAACCCUUUUGUCCCGAAGAUUCUAACUUUCUGCUUCCUUGUAAUGCACCUCCUCAACCCCUGACCAGGAGCCGUAAUGAACACAGACCAUCUGCACCCAAAGCAAUGUCGGAGAACUCAAGAGCCUUGGUUCCUGUCCCGCCUCUGAACGCUGAGACCAUAACGGUAAAUCUGCCACGGAAACCAAAGCGGUGUGAGGUGGCACAGCGCAGAAUCCGUCGACCCUUCUCUGUUGCAGAAGUAGAAGCCCUUGUCCAGACCGUCGAGAAGCUUGGCACUGGAAGGUGGCGCGAUGUGAAGUUGCAAGCUUUUGAGAAUGCAAAGCACCGGACAUACGUGGAUUUAAAGGACAAAUGGAAGACGCUGGUUCACACUGCGAGAAUAUCGCCGCAGCAAAGGAGAGGAGAUCCUGUUCCACAGGAGCUCUUAGAGAGAGUACUGACGGCUCAUGCCUACUGGUCUCAGCAACAAGGGAAACCUCAUCAUCAUCAUCAUCACCAGAUUCCGACACAAAGGCUGGAGACCAGGCUGGUUCUCUAGUCAUGGAUUCUUUUAAGACAACCUCGCGAUCCGAAAAAAUGGGCAUCGUGAGAUGAAUCUGGGUUUCUUUCUUUUUUGGUCCUUCCUAUACAUUUGUUCUGUUCCUCGUGUUGAUUUGAUGUAAAAGAGAAAGGAGAUGAAGAAAGAAAACAUACAGUGGGGUGGAAAUAGAAUCGUGUAUAUGUUUCGUCU